UAAAUCGUAAACUCCCGCCACGGAGCUAAGUGGGCAGAUGUUAGCCAUUGCUGUCCCACACUCUGAUGACCUUGAAGAACCGACCCUCGCGGCAGCUGCCCCGUAAAGGACGCGGAGCAGCAAUACCCAAGCGGUCUGGAAAGUUCCAGCGGUCGCAGGAUUGAAAUUCCGAGAUGGAUGAUCAGGACCCUGGGGGCAUUAGCCCCCUGCAGCAAAUGGUGGCCUCAGGAGCUGGGGCUGUGGUCACCUCCCUCUUCAUGACACCCCUGGAUGUGGUGAAGGUCCGCCUUCAGUCUCAGAGACCCUCAGCAGCCAGCGAAUUGACAUUGACGACUCCCUCCAGAUUCUGGAGUCUCUCCUACACCAAAUCAUCCUCCGCUCUACAGUCCCCAGGGAAGUGCCUCCUAUACUGCAAUGGAGUCCUGGAGCCCCUGUACCUGUGCCCAAAUGGUACCCGCUGUGCCACCUGGUUUCAGGACCCCACACGGUUCACUGGCACCUUGGAUGCCUUUGUGAAGAUUGUGCGGCAUGAGGGCACUAGGACCCUGUGGAGCGGCCUCCCAGCCACCCUGGUGAUGACCGUGCCAGCUACUGCCAUCUACUUCACUGCUUACGACCAACUCAAGGCCUUCCUGUGUGGUCAGUCCUUGACCUCUGACCUCUACGCACCCAUGGUGGCCGGUGCCCUCGCCCGAAUGGGCACCGUGACAGUUGUCAGCCCCUUGGAGCUCGUGCGGACCAAGCUGCAGGCUCAGCAUGUGUCAUACCGUGAGCUGGCUUCCUCUGUUCAAGCUGCGGUGACUCAGGGUGGCUGGCGCUCGCUGUGGCUGGGCUGGGGUCCCACAGCUCUUCGAGAUGUCCCCUUCUCAGCUCUGUACUGGUUCAACUACGAGCUGGUGAAGAACUGGCUGAACGGGCUGAGACCAAAAGACCAGACAUCGGUGGGCAUCAGCUUCGUGGCCGGUGGCAUCUCAGGAAUGGUGGCUGCCACCCUUACCCUACCCUUCGAUGUGGUAAAGACACAGCGACAGAUGUCACUGGGAGCAGUGGAGGCUGUGAGAGUGAAGCCGCCCAGAGUUGACUCCACCUGGCUCCUGCUUCGCAGAAUCCGGGCUGAAUCUGGCACCAGGGGACUCUUUGCAGGCUUCCUCCCCAGGAUCAUCAAGGCUGCACCCUCCUGUGCCAUCAUGAUUAGCACUUACGAGUUUGGCAAAAGCUUCUUCCAGAGGCUCAACCAGGAGCAGCCUCUGGGCCGCUGAAAGUCGGGGAGCAACCGGCUCUUGCACGGGUGGGAUCAGGAGACUGAGCCAAGUGCCUUCCCUCCCAGUCCAGUCACCCAGGCUGUCCUCAGACCUGGAUUCCUGCUGUUUCCCUUCCCAGGAUUGCCCCUCUCCCGCCUCCCGAAUUCAAGACCAAAUCUGAUGAUCGCCCUUCUUUGUAUCCCCAUGUUUGUUAUAGCUUGGCCCGAGGAGCCGAGAGCUCGGGCCAGGCAGUAUCUCGGCCCCAUUCGUUCCCUGUCUAAAGAUGGUCUUCUGUGCACA
Molecule: messenger RNA, 1541 nt
Organism: Mus caroli (Ryukyu mouse)
Lineage: Eukaryota; Metazoa; Chordata; Mammalia; Rodentia; Muridae
Gene: Slc25a39
Product: solute carrier family 25 member 39
Biological process (GO): mitochondrial transmembrane transport
Cellular component (GO): mitochondrion
Source: RefSeq, a predicted model, not a curated record